AAUUUGCAAAUCUUCUUUUAUAAUAAAUUCUGAAUUUUACGAAUGAAUAAAUUAGCAAAAAUGUUUAGAACGUAUACGUAAUAUGCAAAAGAGUUUUGUUAUGAAACGAUUUGAGGAAAACCGAAUGACAAUCCAUUUUGUAGUCAAACCUCCAAGAGAAGAGUAUUAAUUAUAGGCCAAUCAAUAUUCAGUAGGUCGCAUGCCAAAACUGGAGGUCAUUAGCAUUCUUGAUUCUAAACUCUUUGCUAAACCGGAGGUCGCGCCAAAAGGUCAAGAACUCGACUUUCAGUUAUCGACCAAUAUUUGAUCUUUACGGUCGAUUUGUUUUUGUACGGAUGAUGAAACUUUCGGCGUUGGUUUUAUUGCUCAUUUGUGGCCAUAAAACCUGGGCUAAAUCGUCACAGGAACGAAUCGUAGGUGGCGUGGAGCUGCCCAUUCAUAUGUCACCCUGGUUGGCUUCUAUUAGUGUGCAUGGGAACUACAGUUGCAGCUCGGCGUUGAUUACUUCCCAGUGGUUGGUCACAGCAGGCCAUUGUGUUAACUAUCCAGAUAGAUACUCCGUUCGCGCAGGAUCCGCAUUUGCUGAUGAGGGUGGUCAGAAAAGGGAGGUGCUGAGGAUUGUCCUUCAUCCAGAUUUCAAGCUGCAGACUCUGGAGAACGAUAUCGCUUUGUUGAAGAUUGGUAAACCCUUCACUCUUGGAGGAAGUGUUCAGCUGGUAAAGCUGCCGCUACCAGGACUUAAUAUCCUUCCCCAAACUCUGUUUGUGGCCGGCUGGGGUAAUCCAGAUGCCGAUGACAGUGACUCGGAACCCAAGCUACGUGGCACUCUGGUGAAGGUUAUAGAUCAGAGACGUUGUCAACGACUUUAUUCGCAAUUGGAUCGACCCAUUACGGAUGACAUGGUGUGUGCGGCGGAUGCUGGACGGGAUCACUGCUACGGAGAUUCAGGAGCUCCGCUGGUUCAUCGUGGCAGUAGCUAUGGCAUCGUAUCCUUUGCCCGUGGCUGUGCUGAUCCUCGUUUUCCAGGAGUCUACACCAGAUUGGCCAACUAUGUUACCUGGAUCUUCAAUGUCCUGGAAAAUGAUAGCAAAAAUAAUCGUAUUAUUAACAUGAAGUGAAAUGUAAUAAUUGAACAAUAAAAGAGAUUUGUAUUAUGCAAGAUUUUCCGUUUUAUGAAUACUAUAUUGUGCCACUUUUUAAAUCAGUUCUUCCUGCAUCUGCUGGUUGCUCAUCGCUCCUGGAAUACUCGUUGCA
This is a messenger RNA of Drosophila takahashii, 1254 nucleotides long. Its product is annotated as trypsin. Lineage: Eukaryota; Metazoa; Arthropoda; Insecta; Diptera; Drosophilidae. Gene Ontology annotation, biological process: proteolysis. Gene Ontology annotation, molecular function: serine-type endopeptidase activity. The record is from RefSeq and is a predicted model, not a curated record.